AUGGAUAUUCGAAGUUCAUUCAGCGCUCAAUUACAGCUUCUUGGUUUACUGUGUGAUUUCUCAAAUAGUGCCGUGGUUAAUAGUCUUAACGAUAUGUCUAAUACUCAAUUAAUAGCUCGAGAAGUCAUCUCGCCCAUUAUUCUUCAAACUCAAGUCAAUGAUUUAGUUGAUAAUUUUCGAAUUCAAAUUUCAACGACAUUCGAUCGUACUUUGAAACUUAUUCGUGAGACAUCAGUUGGCAACCAACUCGUAUCUGGGUGGAAAACCGAUGCUUCCGCAAAUUUUUACGCUGCAAAUGCCGCUGGUGAUCUAUGGGCUGGUUUGGUAAUGAAUAUUCUUCCUCAGUCUGCUGAUGAAUUACCUUGCUAUUGCUCAACUACAUUCCAAUGUCAAAGUGAAGCAGCCAUCUAUCAAGAGACAGAUCCUGUAAAUCCUGUAACAUCAAUUGAAAAUGGCAUGAUUCCCAUUGGUAGACGUCGACGACUUCGUUAUUGGUUCACUAUCGUCAGAAACAAAAUUACAACAUUCAAUCUAUUUCCGGAUCGUGUUGACGACGAUGAAAAUCGCAUACGUGAACAGCGUUAUGCCAGUCGGUUAUAUCUUGUUCUACUUUGUGUUAGUGUUCUUGUCUUAAUCAUUAUCACAUCACUAUCUCCUCAAUACAAUACAUGUACAAUUGAAUUUCCAACGAUCACUAUUUAUAAAGAACUUCAAAGUCGUUUUCCAAAUACAUUGACGUGUCCCUGCUCACAAGUGAACAUCCCAUAUGGACGAUUCAUUCAACUCUAUCCAUCAUUUCAUCAAGUCUGCUCAAGUGUAUUCAUUACAGAACAAUGGAUUGCUAUGCUUUUUCCUUGGAGUUACAUAACACAUUACGAAGAUUUUCGCGUUCAAGCGGCUGGUCAAUUUCAAUUGCUUCAAAGCUUUUGUGCAUUAGCAGAACAAACUGUGGUUACAGCAUUGCAAGACUUUGCUACAAGUGAAUUUAUAACUGCUAAUGUGAUCUCUGCAGCUGUCUUUGAUGCACAAAUGCGUUCAACAAUAAGUACUUUUCAGCUUGAGGCACCAGGCGCAUUUAUUAGUGCAUUAGAACUUAUUCGACGCGCGACACAUGGAAAUGCCUUUAUGACAGUGUACGCAAAUGAAGAAAAACAUAAAGAAUGGGUCGAAUUAUACUCAAAUAAGUUAAAAGGUAUUUUUGUUGAUAAAGAACAACUGUUAACAAAAUUAAAUGAAGAUAUUGAUUUUUAUACAAAAAUGGUACCGAUAACAGUGGAAGCAUUAUUCAUGUGGAAUCAAUUGUUAAGUGAGAUAUUAAAUCGUAUGCCAUUAACAUCUAUCUCACGAAAAGAUCUCCGGAAUAAAUGUCGACUAGAAUACCAAGGAGAUGAUAUUGAAUGGUACACACGUGAUGCAUUUCUUUAUCGUUUAUUGAACCGAGAAUUAAAAACACGAGAUAUAUCAAUAACAUUUCGAUUUCGUUUUGUUCUUGUCGAUUUACAUAAUCGAUUAUCAAGCUUACAUACUAAUGGAAAUUCAUUGGUGAAAUGUCGAUUAUCCGAUGCAGUAUAUUUACCGAAAUUUAGAGAAGAAUUAUGUCGUGUUACAAAAACAACUGUAAUUGGAACAGAAUGUCUUGGUCUUAGGAUUUCGGUGAGUCAACUUUGUUAG
This is a messenger RNA of Rotaria sp. Silwood1, 1671 nucleotides long. NCBI's taxonomy places the organism in Eukaryota, Metazoa, Rotifera, Eurotatoria, Philodinida, Philodinidae. The record is from the annotation of a GenBank genome assembly.